This is a messenger RNA of Sphaeroforma arctica JP610, 848 nucleotides long. RefSeq lists its product as hypothetical. The record is from RefSeq and is a predicted model, not a curated record. Lineage: Eukaryota; Ichthyosporea; Ichthyophonida. The annotation marks the transcript as partial. The transcript has 2 exons.
ACUUAUGUAGGCUAAGUCGCUUGCGCCUGUCGUCUGCGCCUCAUGAUGCCCUGCUGAUUCGGUCACAAUUGGAGACCUCCGCUACUCAGCUCAGACGCAUCUUUACGCGUUACGCAUGGGACGACAAACUUCUGGAUUGGGUGAAUGUGGCGUUGCUGGACAAUCUUCACAUUGAUAUGCUGCACAUCUACAUUGAUCUGCUGCGUCACCUGCGCACAGUCGUAUCGCCUCAGCUCUUCGACCGCUCAGGUCUCCUCAACUUCACCUCCUCCGACCGCUUCAGACACGCAGGCGAGCUACAGCCCAUUCUAACCACUCCCCUGUUCAACAGCGGCAACACACCCCACCCCUCACACGCUAACCCACUCACAGGCACUGGCGCCCACGGCAGCAGUACAGGGACAGGCACAGCCACCCACACAUUGGGUGGGACAAGCAGUGGUACAGGCACACCACACACAAACUCAGCCCUGGGCAGCCGCGGACAGAGCACCACCACACACGCAGGCGACAGCACAGGCAGCGCCGCGGGUGGGGGCGGAGCUACGGGGGUGUAUGUAGGUAGGAACGCGAGUAUGGGUGUAGGUAGGACGGCGAGUGCAAGUGCUGGAGUGGUGGGGAGUGCGGGGGCGGGCGUGGGAGUGAGUGGCCCUGAGAGUCUGGCGAUGGUGCGCAAUGCGUCGGUAGGGACUGUGCGACUGAGUGGCCAGGGCAGCGACAGACCGCGCAAAGGACUGGCAACAAACCCCUUCCCAGAUGUUGUGGGGGCCCCUGUGGAGGAUGGUGUGUGGGGGUGCCAUGUGGAUGAGUGGGAGUGGGUGCAUGUAUUUGUGCGUGUGUUCGUUUAG